This is a messenger RNA of Cladophialophora psammophila CBS 110553, 276 nucleotides long. RefSeq lists its product as uncharacterized. The transcript has a single exon. The record is from RefSeq and is a predicted model, not a curated record. Lineage: Eukaryota; Fungi; Ascomycota; Eurotiomycetes; Chaetothyriales; Herpotrichiellaceae. The annotation marks the transcript as partial.
AUGGGAGUUGGAUCUCAGGUCGCCUCUUUCUGUCUUCGCAUUGGCGAGGUCAUCUGUGCUGCAAUUGUGGCCGGUAUACUAGGCUAUUAUCUUCACCUCCUGGAUGACGCGAACGCCCACGCAAAUGGCCGUAUUAUAUAUACACAAGUCAUUGCAGGCAUUAGUAUACUUGCUGCUCUUGUCUUUAUGCCUCCAUUGAAAUACUCUUUCUGGGCAUUUCCCCUCGAUUUCGCCCUGUUCAUAUGUUGGAUCGUCUCUUUUGGAUUGUUAGUUGAU